This is a messenger RNA of Cygnus atratus (black swan), 6957 nucleotides long. It is a transcript of the gene PPIP5K1, whose product is annotated as diphosphoinositol pentakisphosphate kinase 1. NCBI's taxonomy places the organism in Eukaryota, Metazoa, Chordata, Aves, Anseriformes, Anatidae. The transcript is spliced from 30 exons. The coding region runs from base 242 to 4297 and encodes 1351 amino acids. Gene Ontology annotation, molecular function: diphosphoinositol pentakisphosphate kinase activity; 5-diphosphoinositol pentakisphosphate 1-kinase activity; inositol hexakisphosphate kinase activity. The record is from RefSeq and is a predicted model, not a curated record. Gene Ontology annotation, biological process: inositol phosphate biosynthetic process; inositol metabolic process. Gene Ontology annotation, cellular component: cytosol.
GCGAUUGGCCGCCGGCCGCGCCGGCCGCGCAGGGUGCGCCCGGAGGCCGCAGGUCUUCUUGAGCUAGAAGGAUGAAAAUUGGCAAUUGGGAAGUCACCGUCACUCUCCUAAGCUUCCUCCUAACUUCCAAGUUCCAGUUUGGGUGUACAAGGCUGCGAGCAAGUCUACUGUCCCAUUCCAUGAUUUAAACAGAGGCUUGGAGCAUGCAUCAUUAGCGGGAUGGUCGGCCACCGAAGCUGCCAUGUCGUCCCUGACGACCUCCAGUGAGGGAGAGAAGUCCACUCCCAGGUUUGUCGUCGGUUCCAGGGAUGAUGAGACAGACUUCCUGGAAUCAAACAUGAAGACGGAUGAAACCGAUUUCUUUGAAGAUGAUGAAGAGGAGGAGUCGCCACCUGAACGGCAGAUUGUGGUUGGAAUCUGUGCCAUGACCAAAAAGUCCAAGUCAAAGCCCAUGACACAAAUUCUGGAGCGUCUGUGCAAGUUUGAAUAUAUCACAGUUGUGAUUAUGGGGGAAGAUGUUAUUCUGAAUGAACCAGUGGAGAACUGGCCUUCCUGUGACUGCCUAAUCUCCUUCCACUCCAAAGGAUUCCCUCUGGAUAAAGCAGUUGCAUAUGCCAAGCUGUGCAAGCCAUUUUUGAUUAAUGACCUUGGUAUGCAGUAUUAUAUCCAGGACAGGCGUGAAGUGUAUCGGAUCCUUCAAGAAGAGGGAAUAGACUUGCCCCGCUAUGCUGUCCUCAAUCGAGACCCCGAUAGACCGGAAGAGUGCAACUUGGUGGAAGGAGAGGACCAUGUGGAAGUAAAUGGAGCUGUUUUCCCAAAGCCAUUUGUAGAGAAGCCGGUCAGUGCUGAGGACCAUAAUGUGUAUAUUUACUACCCGACCUCAGCAGGUGGGGGCAGCCAGCGGCUCUUUCGGAAGAUUGGUAGCCGGAGUAGCGUGUACUCCCCAGAGAGCAGUGUAAGGAAGACAGGGUCAUACAUUUAUGAGGAGUUCAUGCCUACAGAUGGCACUGAUGUAAAGGUGUACACUGUUGGGCCAGACUAUGCCCAUGCAGAGGCUCGCAAAUCUCCUGCAUUGGAUGGGAAGGUUGAACGGGACAGUGAAGGGAAAGAAAUUCGUUACCCAGUUAUGCUGACUGCCAUGGAGAAACUUGUUGCACGGAAAGUCUGUGUAGCCUUUAAGCAAACAGUGUGUGGGUUUGACCUCCUGCGGGCAAAUGGCCACUCUUUUGUUUGUGAUGUGAACGGCUUCAGUUUUGUGAAGAACUCUAUGAAGUAUUAUGAUGACUGUGCCAAAAUCCUUGGAAACAUAAUAAUGCGCGAGUUGGCUCCCCAGUUUCAUAUUCCCUGGUCUAUCCCAACAGAGGCAGAAGAUAUUCCUAUUGUCCCCACAACUUCAGGCACCAUGAUGGAGCUUCGUUGUGUUAUUGCAGUCAUCCGGCAUGGAGAUCGUACCCCAAAGCAGAAAAUGAAGAUGGAAGUUAAGCAUCCUCGGUUCUUUGAGUUAUUUGAGAAAUACGAUGGCUACAAGACAGGGAAGUUGAAGCUGAAGAAACCAGAGCAGCUACAGGAAGUGCUGGACAUUGCACGGCAGCUUGUGGUGGAACUGGGAACCCACAGUGACUGUGAGAUUGAGGAGCGGAAAUCCAAAUUGGAACAGCUGAAGAGCGUCUUGGAGAUGUAUGGACAUUUUUCUGGCAUUAACCGUAAGGUGCAGUUGACCUAUCUGCCUCAUGGACAUCCAAAAGCUGCAAGUGAAGACGAAGAAGGUCGCAGAGAGUCUUCCCCUUCUCUUCUCCUGGUGCUGAAGUGGGGUGGAGAGUUGACACCAGCAGGAAGAGUCCAGGCAGAAGAGCUGGGGCGAGCCUUUCGCUGUAUGUACCCUGGUGGCCAAGGUGAUUAUGCUGGUUUCCCUGGAUGUGGCCUGCUCAGACUGCACAGCACAUACCGUCAUGAUCUCAAGAUUUAUGCCUCCGAUGAGGGACGAGUUCAGAUGACAGCAGCAGCUUUUGCAAAGGGUCUGCUGGCCUUGGAAGGAGAGCUGACCCCCAUCCUGGUGCAAAUGGUGAAAAGUGCCAAUAUGAAUGGUCUCCUGGACAGUGACAGUGAUUCUCUUAGCAGCUGUCAACACAGAGUGAAGGCACGACUGCAUGAAAUCAUGCAGAAGGAUGCUGAGUUCUGUGAAGAGGAUUAUGAGAAGCUAGCACCUACAGGUAGUGCUUCUCUGCUCAAUUCCAUGACCUUUAUCCAGAAUCCAGUAGAGAUCUGUAACCAGGUGUUCACCCUGAUUGAGAAUCUCACCUCCCAGAUACGAAAACGUCUGGAAGACCCAAAAUCUGCAGACCUGCAGCUGUACCACAGCGAGACUUUGGAACUGAUGCUGCAACGCUGGAGUAAGCUGGAGAGAGAUUUUCGCAUGAAGAAUGGCCGUUACGACAUCAGCAAGAUCCCCGAUAUCUAUGACUGCAUCAAGUAUGAUGUGCAGCACAACUGUGCACUGAAACUGGAAGGCACAGCUGAGCUCUUCAGACUCUCUAAAGCCCUGGCAGAUGUGAUCAUACCCCAGGAAUAUGGAAUUAAUAAGGAGGAGAAACUGGAAAUUGCUAUUGGCUUUUGUCUUCCUCUCAUUAAAAAGAUCCAGUUGGACCUACAGAGAACCCAUGAAGAUGAGUCUGUCAACAAGCUACAUCCUUUGUACUCAAGAGGAGUUUUGUCACCAGGUCGCCAUGUUCGGACACGGUUAUACUUCACCAGUGAGAGCCAUGUGCACUCUCUGCUCAGCAUCUUCCGCUAUGGGGGGCUCCUGGAUGAGAACAAAGACCAGCAGUGGAAGAGAGCCAUGGACUAUUUGAGUGCUAUCUCAGAGCUGAACUACAUGACCCAGAUUGUUAUCAUGCUCUACGAGGACAACAACAAGGACCCAUCUUCAGAAGAGCGUUUCCAUGUGGAGCUGCAUUUCAGCCCUGGUGUGAAAGGCUGUGAGGAAGACAGAAAUGUCCCCACGGGAUUUGGCUUUCGGCCUGCAUCAGCAGAGAAUGAGGACAAAAAAACAGACCAAGGCAGCCUGGAGGACCUCUCCAAAGAGAAGGGCAUUGAUGAGCCAAAUCGUGCACAGCAAAUGUCUCCGCAGCCCUCUGAGCCGGUCAGCAUUCAGCGAAGAUCACCAUUGAUCAGGAACCGGAAGACAGGGUCCAUGGAGGUACUUUCUGAAUCUUCUUCCAAAUCAGGAGGUUAUCGCCUCUUCAGCACUUACUCAAGGCAGUCUUCUGAGAUGAAGCAAAGUGGCUUAGGGUCACAAUGCACCGGCCUGUUUAGCACCACUGUGCUGGGAGGCUCCUCCAGUGCCCCCAACCUCCAGGACUACGCACGCAGCCAUGGCAAAAAGUUUGCCAGCAGCCUGACAUACAAAGACGAGCUCUUGUCUAUGCCAGCCGUAAAACGAUUUUCUGUGUCGUUUGCAAAGCAUCCGACUAAUGGUUUUGAAGGCUGUUCCAUGGUUCCUACCAUUUAUCCCCUGGAGACCCUGCACAACUCCCUCUCUUUGCGACAGGUCAAUGAGUUCCUGACGGCUGUGUGCAGGAGUUGCAGUGAGUCACAUGUCCAGUCUACUGCAGACAGCAGUGGCCCCUCCAGUACUGUCUCCAGUGCAGGCCCGUCCUCCCCAACCUCUUUGGACAGCUGUGCUCGUUUCAGCUUCACCGAGAAACUUUCCAUCAGUCCCCCAAAAAGCGAGGAGCAGCUAAAUAGCCAGUCCCCUGAGCAAGGAGAGAGAGAGCCUGACAGAGGAGGGCUUGAUGUGGAGGUGGGGGUGUCUGGGUUGUCAGUGGCUGAGCCAAGUGCCCCAGAAACGCUGACCUGGAGUGAGGGCCCAGAGCCAGGCGGGGUCCUGGAGCUGUGCAAGAAGGAGCUGGCUGACAAGAACUCUAACCCAGAGAAGAAAAGUGUGCUGGCACUGGAUGAAGAAGAAUCAUCUGGGGAAAUGCUAGACCCAAGUAAAACAGGGAAACCAAAGUGUCAAGCAGAGUCUGAGAUAAGGCCAGCUGGAGAGAGAGUGGAGCCAGGUGAAGGGUAUUUAGGGGGAAUGACUGGCUUGAGUCAGUCAGGGCUGUCCAAGAACGAACAUGAAGACGAGUUGCUGGGAGAGAUGUUGGACCCAGAGCAUAUGGGCAAGGAGCCACUGGGGGACAGCGCUCUGUCAGGCCAGCUUCUGUCUGGUCAGCCAUGCCAGGAGCAGCCACUGCCUCCUGAGACAAGCGUGAAGGGGCUGCAGCCAAUGUGUCAGGAGGGUCAGCAGAACUAGCUGCUAACUGGACAGUACACUGCAAGCAUUUCUAGCCUGGAGGCAGCCCAACUUCCUGCACAACACUUCAUGCAGCCGGCUGUCCGCAGCACAGAACAAGCCAUAUCCCAAGGCCACAAGACUCUGGGAUGUGGAAGAGUCUGCUCUGCUCCUACACAAGCCAGCUCUUUGCCAACCAGCAAGAGAUAACACCCCAUCUGCCUCGUUAAACAAACAACAAAUUCAGUCUCAGUUACUGGCACAGCACCUCCAUGGAGUAGGGAUGUGGCGCUGCAUCAGUGCAGGGUGUCCCCAGGGUUGUUUGCUUGCUGGGACAGCAGAGUUAGAGGGUUGGUAGAGACAAGGCUUUUGGGGUGGUAAGUCCAGAGGGGACAAAUUGGUCCCUGGAGAUUUGUUGGCCCACAGCCUUCAGAGAAAGGCAUUCUGGGUCCAAAGUAAUUGGGUUCUUCACAACCACCAACCUCCUCUGUUCCUUCCUUCCUCUCUCAAUGCCCACCAUUGGCCACCAAAAACAGAUCCAGAGAGUCCAUGUUGGGAAGAAUAGGAAGAGGAGAAAGCAUUCUGAAUGAGCGUGGGAAAGAAUUUAAUGGGAGGAACAGGUUCAAGACUGCCACUUGCAAGAAGAACUCUCUCUGGAAUGGACUUGAAUAUUUUUCUGCUGGGCUGGAGCAGGCAGGCAGGAGCCUGGAGAUCCAGCCUGAGAGGGGUGUACAGGGAGGACACACGGGUUUUUCUAGUCCCCAGGGGUCAGGCAAGGUAAAGUUCUGAAGUCUUGGUGACAGAAAUUAAGAGAAACUGCUAUUUGAGCAAAUCAGGAUUGUUAGAAACCAAUAAGGAGAAAUCUUUAUUAUAUAUAAAAUGAAAAGUAUUUAAUACAUAUUUAUGUAAAUGACCUGCGAGCACAAGCCUGAGGGCAACACUGACACAGGUUUCCCUGCUACAUCCUUAGUGCAGGCCAGGACUGUGCUUCCUGCACCUCCUGCAUUUAUGGACAAGUCUGUGUGUUCGUCUGUAGCUAGGAUCUAUGUUUUUGUGAAGCUGUGCCCAAAGAUCUCUGCGCUGUGUUGUGAUGAUGUACGUUCACAGUAAAUCUCUGCUGUGGGUCUGGUGUCUGCCUUUGAUGCUGACUAGUGCAGCAGUGUGCGUGUGCCAGAGCUUGCAGAUGCGCAGGGCAGCAAGCACUGCUUGUUCUUGUCCAUCCUGAAGGAAUGAGGAACUGUGGCCAAGACUAGUUACAAAUGAAGUGAACGCACAGGCAUGGGGCUUUGCUCAAGAAGGCCAGAUACUUUUUUUCCUCUGAAGAAGAACUGAUCAUACUGAGGAAGAGGUCAUGGCUUCCCAGGGCCCACGAUGGUUUGCUGUAGGAUGGGAGCUCUGGUCUAAACGUUUUCUUCAGUUCCAAGCAUGUCCUGCAUACCAUGUCCUCUUUCCUGUGCCUGAUAAAGCCUCCCUGCGAGUUUGGAUAUUUAAGUAUGGCGAUGUCUACUUGUACCUGAAAUGCAGCAGUCUUACAGUGGCUUUGAGUGCAGCACUGUGCCAAGAGGAAACCCAGCUCCCCUUUCUACAGGUUUGGGUGCUGGGGACUGGGAAAAGGGCCUUCCACAUGCUGCACGAAAGCUCUCUGGCUUCUAUUGGCAACCCUGAAGUCAAGACUGGCCGACCAGCUACCCUGGCCUGUCUGACUGAGGCUGCCAGGCUUCAGUGUACCAUGGCCCCAAGAGCUGGCCAUGGGAGAGCUGGCAGCAGAGCAGCUCUCCAGACCCCACGGGCCCCUCGGGCGAUGCCCAAGCACCAAUCCUGCUGUGUGGCCCCACCGCAGCCCUCCCCAGGCUUGUGCAUGGUCCUGCCACUGCCAGCACCUCGCUCCCACAGCCGAGGCCCUGCUGGGGCCUGGCUCCUGCCAGGAACCGACGGUUCCUGAGGACAGCACCUGCGGAGCGGAGGCUGCGGCCUGGGCAGGCCCCGCCAUCACCUGCUGCUGGCUGGUGGGGCUGAGCGUGGUGCCGGCUGCCGGGUCACGCAGCUGGGGCUGAGGUGGGCACUUGCUUGGCAUGGGCUUCGGGGGCCUGGAGCCUGCUGUGGGAUGGUUUCACUCUGCACCAGGGUCUUAACAGGUCUGCCUGUCUGCUCCCUCCCCAUUGCCAGAAUAUGGUCAGUGGCGUUGCUCAGUGCCAGCUGCCUGCCUGCCGCACUGACAAGCAGCACCGGCGGUGUACUGGGCCUUGGUGCUUUUUAGCUGGGAACCCUUUCCCCCAGAGAAAGUGGCCGCUGCCUGCAGUCUCCUUGUGCUCCUACAUCUGGGCAGGGUGGCCGCUGUGGUAGCACUGCCCAAGAGCUGGUGCUGUGGGAUAUGCCAAGUCAUCUAAGCGCUAAAGAUGGCCUUUAUGGCACAUCCCUGAAGGCCAGGUCCUGCAAGAGGGGAUUGCAGGGUGCUGCAGUGGUUGAAAUCCUAGAUAGAUUGUUCCCACUCACAAAGAAGCAGUUUUAUUUACAAUGUUCCCCAAUCUUCAGCCCGUUUCUUCACCUGGAAAUAAAAAGGGAGCAGCACUUUGGAAGCAGCUGGCAGCUGUGGCUCUGCUGUGGCUCUCAAGCUCAAUGAGAGAUUGGGCCCACACAGGGUUUUUGUACUUGUGAUGAAAAAUACAAAACUUCGUAUCUCU